UCGCAGGCAUUUGGCAUGCCCGGCGCCGUGGUUGUGGCGGAUGCCACCUCGUCCAGCUAUUAUGCCAGCCUGCUGAACAUGUCGCCGGCAACAACCAGCCUGAUCACGGCGGCAGCUGCGACCAAGUCCUACAAUGAUAGCUUGCUGCGCUGGGAUCAACUGGAUGGCAAUGUGGACUUUGGCUUCGAUCCGCUCUAUCGCCACUCGCUGGCCAUGUCCAUUGUCUAUUGUGUCGCCUAUAUUGUGGUCUUUCUCGUGGGACUCAUUGGCAACAGCUUCGUGAUUGCCGUCGUCCUGCGUGCCCCACGUAUGCGCACCGUGACCAACUACUUCAUUGUCAAUCUCGCCAUUGCCGACAUCCUGGUGAUUGUCUUCUGUCUGCCCGCCACGCUAAUUGGCAACCUUUUUGUGCCGUGGAUGCUCGGCUGGCUGAUGUGCAAGUUUGUGCCCUACAUACAGGGUGUCUCCGUAGCAGCUUCGGUUUACAGCUUAAUUGCCGUCUCGCUAGACAGGUUCAUUGCCAUCUGGUGGCCAUUGAAGCAGAUGACAAAGCGACGUGCACGCAUCAUGAUAAUCGGCAUUUGGGUAAUCGCAUUGGUAACCACCAUCCCGUGGCUAUUGUUCUUCGAUUUGGUGCCCGCGGAGGAGGUCUUCUCGGAUGCUCUCGUCUCCACCUAUGCGCAGCCGCAGUAUUUGUGCCAGGAGGUCUGGCCACCGGGCACCGAUGGCAAUUUGUACUUUCUGCUGGCCAAUUUGGUGGCCUGCUAUUUGCUGCCGAUGUCGCUGAUAACAUUGUGCUACGUUCUGAUUUGGAUCAAGGUCUCGACGCGCAGCAUACCUGGCGAGCUGUCCAAGGACGCACAGAUGGACCGCAUGCAGCAGAAGAGCAAGGUGAAGGUCAUCAAAAUGCUGGUCGCCGUUGUCAUAUUGUUUGUGUUGUCCUGGCUGCCGCUCUAUGUGAUUUUUGCGCGCAUCAAGUUCGGCUCGGACAUAUCGCAGGAGGAGUUCGAGAUACUCAAGAAGGUGAUGCCGCUGGCCCAGUGGCUCGGCUCCUCGAAUAGCUGCAUCAAUCCCAUUCUCUACUCGGUCAACAAGAAAUAUCGACGCGGCUUUGCGGCCAUCAUCAAGUCGCGCAGCUGCUGCGGCAGACUCAGAUACUAUGACAAUGUGGCGAUUGCCUCGUCUACGACCAGCACAAGGAAGUCCUCGCACUAUCAUCCGAAUGGCUCGCGCAAGAGUCCCAGCAGCCCGGGUCUGAGGAAGACCAACGCCGUCUCGUACAUUUACGAGCACAACUCGCUGCGGCGCCACAAUCUGAUGAUGAAGCAGGACAGCAAUUUGUCGCAGCAGAUGCUGCUCAAGCAGGACUCGCACGGCUCACGGCAGUUCCUCAUCAAGCAGGAGAGCUCCUGCAGCGACGCCUCCGGCACGCGUCGCCUGCUCUGCCAGCAGGACAGCAACGGCAGCAAGGUGUCGCUCUCCAAGCAGGACUCGAUUGUCUCCUACAUGGAAUCGCGCCGCGUCGCCGCACUCGCCGCCCAGGAGCGCUCCGUGGACUCGGCGCUCACCCAACAGGAUACCAUAUCGAUUGAGUCGCGUCGCGGCGUGGCCACAGCCACGCCCGCAUCCCUGCUGGACAAGCGGCAGAAGUUCGUCAAACAGGAUUCGGUGAUUAGCUUUGUGGACCAGCGACCGGAGCCACGGCGCCAUCAGCUGGUCAAGCAGGACUCGGUCAUCUCGUUUGCCGACCAGCGACGCGGUCUGCUCCACAAACAGGACUCGCUGAUGACCAACCGGUCCAGCGAUGCGCCCACACACCAUGUCUCCAUACUGAAGAAGACCGAUUCGCAGCUCAGCUACGGCACCGGCACCUCCUCCUCCUCCUCCUCCGCCUCGCCCCGCCGCAACGUCGAGCUGUAUGAGUAG
Drosophila montana is the source of this 1926-nucleotide messenger RNA. RefSeq names its product SIFamide receptor (gene SIFaR). Bases 16 to 1926 code for a protein of 636 amino acids. The transcript has 4 exons. Gene Ontology annotation, cellular component: plasma membrane. Gene Ontology annotation, biological process: G protein-coupled receptor signaling pathway; cellular response to hormone stimulus. The record is from RefSeq and is a predicted model, not a curated record. NCBI's taxonomy places the organism in Eukaryota, Metazoa, Arthropoda, Insecta, Diptera, Drosophilidae. Gene Ontology annotation, molecular function: peptide binding; neuropeptide Y receptor activity.